AUGGCCCAAAAUGCGUCUUAUACUGAAGUUCUACUUCGUGCUCCCAAAAAUAUUCAGUUAUCUGGUCAUAUAAUCUAUGAUAAACAAAAAAUUGAUAAUGGUAGCCUUAUCCAGUACGAUCAUGACAAGGAAUUAUGGCAAGGUUUGUUUGCUCCACAAAAUACAGGUUUACAUAAAAUAACAAUAUAUGCAAAAGAAAACGAAAAUUCUAGUAUAUCAGAAUCCGUCAUUAACUUCGAUUUAAAUGUGACAGAUUUGAAACGUUUCAUAUUAUUUCCUAAAACCUAUAGUCAAUUUCAAAAAACACAAUGUAAAAUAUAUGAACCGUUUGAAAUGAAAAAGGUUCUAGCGUUACGUUGCAUUGUCAAAUACCUAAUGCUAAUGUUGUUGAAUUCAGUUUGA
This is a messenger RNA of Didymodactylos carnosus, 402 nucleotides long. The record is from the annotation of a GenBank genome assembly. Lineage: Eukaryota; Metazoa; Rotifera; Eurotatoria; Philodinida; Philodinidae.